AUGGAUACCGAGUCCACGUACUCUGGAUAUUCUUACUACUCCAGCCACUCGAAGAAAUCCCACAGGCAGGGGGAGAGAAACAGAGAGAGGCACAAAUCACCCCGGAGCAAAGAUGGCCGAGGAUCCGAAAAGGCUGUCACCAUCCAGGCGCCCACCGGGGAGCCCCUGCUGGGGAACGACACCACUCGGACGGAGGAAGUCCAGGAUGACAACUGGGGGGAGACCACCACGGCCAUCACGGGCACCUCGGAGCACAGCAUCUCGCAGGAGGACAUCGCCCGGAUCAGCAAGGACUUGGAGGACAGCGUGGGGCUGGACUGCAAGCGCUACCUGGGCCUCACCGUGGCCGCGGCGCUGGGACUCCUAGUUUUCCUCACCCCCAUCGCCUUCAUCCUGCUGCCCCCCAUCCUGUGGAGGGACGAGCUGGAGCCCUGCGGCACCAUCUGCGAGGGACUCUUCCUCUCCGUGGCCUUCAAGCUCCUCAUCCUGCUCAUCGGGACCUGGGCCCUCUUCUUCCGCAAGCAGAGGGCCGACCUGCCCCGGGUGUUCGUGUUCCGGGCCCUUCUGCUGGUCCUCAUCUUCCUCUUCGUGGUCUCCUAUUGGCUCUUCUACGGGGUCCGCAUCCUGGACUCCCGGGACCGGAACUACCAGGGCAUUGUGCAAUACGCGGUCUCGCUGGUGGACGCACUGCUCUUCAUCCACUACCUGGCCAUCGUGCUGCUGGAGCUCCGGCAGCUGCAGCCCGUGUUCUCGCUGCAGGUGGUCCGCUCCACCGACGGCGAGUCCCGCUUCUACAGCGCGGGGCACCUCAGCAUCCAGCGAGCAGCACUGGUGGUCCUGGAAAAUUACUAUAAAGAUUUCACCAUCUAUAACCCCAACCUCCUAACAGCCUCCAAAUUCCGAGCAGCCAAGCACAUGGCGGGGCUGAAAGUCUACAACGUGGAUGGCCCCAGUAACAACGCCGCCGGCCAGUCCCGGGCCAUGAUUGCCGCCGCCGCCCGCCGCAGGGACUCCAGCCACAACGAGCUGUACUACGAGGAGGCGGAGCACGAGCGGCGGGUGAAGAAGCGGAGAGCGAGGCUGGUGGUGGCGGUGGAGGAGGCCUUCAUCCACAUCCAGCGGCUGCAGGCCGAGGAGCAGCAGAAGGCCCCGGGGGAGGUGAUGGACCCCAGGGAGGCCGCCCAGGCCAUCUUCCCGUCCAUGGCCCGGGCCCUGCAGAAGUACCUGCGCACCACGCGGCAGCAGCACUACCACAGCAUGGAGAGCAUCCUGCAGCACCUGGCCUUCUGCAUCACCCACAGCAUGACCCCAAAGGCCUUUCUGGAGCGGUACCUGGGCGCGGGCCCCACGCUGCAGUAUGACAAGGAGCGCUGGCUGUCCACGCAGUGGAGGCUGGUCAGCGACGAGGCCGUGACGAACGGGCUGCGGGACGGGCUCAUCUUCGUCCUCAAGUGCUUGGACUUCGGCCUCGUGGUCUCCGUGAAGAAGAUCCCCUUCCUCGUGCUCUCGGAGGAGUUCGUGGACCCCAAGUCGCACAAGUUCGUCCUCCGCUUGCAGUCGGAGACGUCGGUGUAG
Messenger RNA from Pipistrellus nathusii (Nathusius's pipistrelle), 1575 nucleotides. NCBI's taxonomy places the organism in Eukaryota, Metazoa, Chordata, Mammalia, Chiroptera, Vespertilionidae. The record is from the annotation of a GenBank genome assembly.